Linum trigynum is the source of this 228-nucleotide messenger RNA. The record is from the annotation of a GenBank genome assembly. NCBI's taxonomy places the organism in Eukaryota, Viridiplantae, Streptophyta, Magnoliopsida, Malpighiales, Linaceae.
AUGUUGGAAAAAGUGGAGGAGAAAAUUCUGAUCGACGCGGCGACGAAGGCGGCAGUUCCGGAAGGAAUCUCCAAGAAGGAAGCCAAGGCGGAAAUUGUGUGUGGAGAGGAGGUGCGACUCAAGACGGAGCUCGGGGAGAUGAAGUCACGAUCUCCGACAACUCCAAUCGCCAAGAUAAGGAGCUCAAAGAUACAUUUGUCGGAGUUUAGCGGCAGGCUCCACCAGUGA